This is a messenger RNA of Raphanus sativus (radish), 2249 nucleotides long. RefSeq lists its product as uncharacterized. Bases 71 to 2089 code for a protein of 672 amino acids. Lineage: Eukaryota; Viridiplantae; Streptophyta; Magnoliopsida; Brassicales; Brassicaceae. The record is from RefSeq and is a predicted model, not a curated record. The transcript has 7 exons. Gene Ontology annotation, molecular function: protein binding.
UACCCUAUUACCAUUGGCUUUCUUGAAUUUGUUUAUACUUUGUUUAGAGUCUGUCAAAGAAAAUUUAAUUAUGACAAUGAGUUCUAAUUACUUAGACGCAGCUGCUCUAAAGGAAACAUUUAGGAGGAGCCCUUUCAAAUUCGCUAAUACAAAGGUUCCUCAAGGUGGCUUAGGAGAUAGUUUCACUCCUAUAAAAGAAGCUCCUGAGGAUGAAGCUCCAAAUGAUCAUCUCAAUAUCCAGACUCCAUUCAUCGAAUCAGCCCUCUCUGCAUCUCGGCUUCAGGAGAAGAAUACAAAUGUGUACUUUGACUACAUACAACUAAGCCAAGGAAUAAGCCAAGGCCGUGUAGAAGUCGUCAAGGACUUCUUGAACCGUCGUCCCGACGCAGUGGACGAAUGGAUAAACUUUUACGAGACACCUUUGUUGAAAGCUUGCGCGUGUGGGAAACCUGAGAUUGUUAAGGAGCUCCUCCGUCGUAUGACACCUGAACAAAUGAUUCCCAGGAUGAGCCAGAACGCUUCGUACCACACGCCUCUCACCGUCGUUGCGGUUAGUGGAAACAUGGAGAUUGCUGAAGUCUUGAUCGCCAAGAACCCUAAGCUGCUAGAGAUUCCUGGAAACAAUGGUCAGAUUCCUGUUGUGGUUGCUGUUGAGAACACGCAGAUGGAGAUGGCUCGUUAUCUUUACAUUAGAACUCCUGUUCAAGUGUUGCUUGAUGAAGAUGGGUAUCAUGGUACUUUGCUCUUCCUCAACGCCAUCUUUUAUAAAAUGCUAGACAUCGCACUGGAUCUGUUCAGCUUGAGUAAACGCUUGGCCGUUACAAAACACUCGCAAAUAGAGUCGAUACCCAUCAUAGUCUUGGCUUCAAAGCCUGAUCUUUUUCCUGGUGGCUGUUGUCUAGGACCGUUGGAACGCUUUAUCUACUCUUGGUUAGAAGUAGAGCUGCCGACUCUUCCAGAGGCUUCCCGUUCAAAAAAAGAUCAACAUAAUACACUCAUGAGGAAGCUACUCAAAUUACUCACCAAAUGGACCGGAAUAGACGAAGUGUACCGAAUGAAAGUGAUGCAUCUACAAGCCAAGAAGCUUCUCCUCGGAAUAUCAGAGGAAACACUAGCCAUGGGACUAAAGGAACGUUCUGAUACAGUGGACGAGGCUUUACUCUUUGCAGUGAGAUUUGGGAAUGUUGAUUUCUUGGUGGAGAUGAUCAAGAACAACUCCGAGCUUCUGUGGUCCACGAGGAGUAGCUCGAGCAGUACUCUGUUUCUAUUGGCCGUCGAGUUCAGACAAGAGAAGGUGUUUAGUCUCCUCUACGGUCUGGACGACAGGAAACACCUGUUGCUCGCUGACAAGGACUGUUACGGGAACGGUGUGCUUCAUCUCGCCGGCUAUCCUUCCCCUCCUUCUAAGCUCUCUAACGUCGUUGGCGCAACUUUGCAGAUGCAACGCGAGUUACAAUGGUUCAAGGAAGUGGAGAGGAUCGCACCGGAGAUAGAGAAGGAGAGAGUAAACACGGACGAGCAGACACCGAGCGAGAUAUUCACAAAGGAGCACGAAGAACUACGCAAAGAAGCAGAGAAAUGGAUGAAAGACACUGCGAUGUCGUGCAGCUUAGUCGCGGCUCUCAUCGUCACUGUAACUUUCGCGGCGGUCUUCACCGUUCCCGGAGGCACGGACGACGAGGCAAAAGGCAGACCGUUUCACUUGACAGACAGACGAUUCGUCACGUUCGUCGUCUCGGAUUUGAUCUCGUGCUUCGCCUCGUGCACCUCUGUUCUCAUAUUCCUCGGGAUACUCACCGCGAGAUACUCCCUGGAAGAUUUUUUGGUGUCGCUGCCGACUAAGAUGAUCACGGGACUCUCGAUACUGUUCGUCUCCAUCGCGGCGAUGCUUGUGGCGUUCUCUUCGGCUCUGUUUACGAUGUUGUCGGACCGACACGACAACGAGAAAUGGAUAGUUUCUCCGACGAUACUUCUCGCUUGUUUCCCGGCGUUGCUGUUUGUUCUGCUUCAGUAUCCUCUCCUCAAAGAGAUGAUCUUUUCUACUUACGGCAAAGGAAUCUUCGACAGAAACAUGAAAUGUUGGUCCUAAAAAUCCUAAUGUAAUGAUAUUUGAAGAAACAUGUCCAAAAACUCGUUUUAAGUGGAAAAUGUCUUUUUUUUUGUAAGUUUCAGACAUUAAGACAAUUUGCAGCCGUAGAAUAAUCCGCCAUGGAUUCAGUGGCUUUGGUUUUUUUUUCUAGAUACCCGUC